ACUUGGCGCAUGAUGGCCAUGACUCUCAACAAAACGAAAAAGGAAGAGGACGAGAGCAAGGAGCCAGAGCAAAAGGAGUCCACAGACCCAAUACCCAUACGGCCGAGCGUCUCUACCACACCGCCACCCCCCGAUGAUACCGUAGGCAUGCUCUCAUCUUCUGCUCCUCCGUACAUGAUGGAUUUCCUGCGGGAAGAGCCGAACAACAACGUACUGGUUACAGGCAGUGCCAAGGCUGACAGUCUUUGCACGCCUGCAAAACGACGGGCUACAGGUCAUCAUCAUCUGUCACCACAGCUACCAUCCACCAGCAGCAUCACUAUUCCAUCCUACAACUAUGCACACGAAGACGAACCGCUUGGUCGUAUGGCUCUAGAUCACCGUCCACAACCUCCAUUAGCAACCUCGCCCAUCUACGAGAACAACCACUUUCCCGCUUCGCCGACAGAAUACUCAUCGUUCACACUGCAGCACCAUCCUGGCAUGUACUCACCACCAGGUUCGGCCCCUACCACACCUAUGUCGGCUGACACUCAGGAUCAGCUGCAGCAAAAUCCAGGCAGUCUCAGUUUCGAAGAGCUACUUACUCUAUUCUACAACAGCAGCAUACACAGCCCACCAUCACAGCAGCAGCAGCACCCUGUAUCAUAUCAACAUCCAUUGUCGCAAUCACCUCCAACUUCUUCCUCUAGUGUAAUCUCAUCAGCAUCAUCUACGAUGCCACCACCAUCGCCUGCUCCAGCACAGCAACGGUAUAUGGAAGCAACACCACCCAAAGAAGCGCCGUUACCUCCAUCCACCUCAACACCUCUUCGCAAAUCCGAAAGCAAAACAAAAUGUACAAACUGUGGCACUACAACAACUCCAUUAUGGCGCCGCAACCCUGAGGGCCAGCCAUUAUGUAACGCGUGUGGCCUGUUCUUGAAGCUACAUGGUGUUGUACGACCCCUUUCACUGAAAACAGAUAUCAUCAAGAAGCGCAACCGUACUAGUACCAGUGCGGUCAAUGGCGGGAGCGCUCAUCAUAAAAAGACAUCUGUAUCAACAGGAACAGUACCAGCAACAACAACUCCAACACCGACAAUGGCAGAACAUCGACGUAGCACCGGUACGCUUCACAUUGCUCCCAUUAAACGCCAACGGCGCGAUCCAUCACCUUCCUUACCAUCACCUCUCCUUCCUCUUCAACAACAACAACAACAACAACAUCAAGUACAACAACAGCCUGGUGCUACUCUCAAUGCAAAUAACGUGAUUUCUGUAUUAGAAGCUAUUGGACUUCAAUUAAACAGCUUGCCAGCCGAGGUUUUGCCUUUAAUUGCAUCUGCUGCAAAUUAUCAUGCCGCUAACAAGCAGCGCCAGCAACAGCCCCAGCAGCAACUCCAGCAUCAGCAACAUCAUCCUUCGUCACAACAACAACAACAACAACAACAACAAAACUAUGAAUUCCUGCAGCAGCAACAGCAUCAUCUUCAUCAUCACCAUGGCAUAUUAUAUGACAACAGACCCUCACCCCCUUAAGAUUUGAUAAA
Molecule: messenger RNA, 1532 nt
Organism: Zychaea mexicana
Lineage: Eukaryota; Fungi; Mucoromycota; Mucoromycetes; Mucorales; Lichtheimiaceae
Exons: 2
Coding region: 10-1521 (503 amino acids)
Biological process (GO): negative regulation of transcription by RNA polymerase II; positive regulation of transcription by RNA polymerase II
Molecular function (GO): zinc ion binding; DNA-binding transcription factor activity, RNA polymerase II-specific; RNA polymerase II cis-regulatory region sequence-specific DNA binding
Source: RefSeq, a predicted model, not a curated record